This is a messenger RNA of Punica granatum (pomegranate), 1805 nucleotides long. The record is from RefSeq and is a predicted model, not a curated record. NCBI's taxonomy places the organism in Eukaryota, Viridiplantae, Streptophyta, Magnoliopsida, Myrtales, Lythraceae.
UUAUAUUCCAUGCUCUGCUCACAGAAGCCAUUUCAGUGGUCAUUGCGAUUGCUCUCUUCUCUCCUUCCACAAACGGGAAAGUAAAGUAAUCUCUUGCCCUGUUAAAAAGAUUUUCUUUCCUCUUUUCCCCUGCUCAGCUUUUCCCUCUGCUACCAAACAAGUCCCCUCCCACUCCCACUCCCACUCCCACUCCCACCCACCUGAUGCAAGAAACCACUGCAAUUAUGGAAUGAGCUAAUCCCGCCUCCCUCCCCCCUCCUUUUUGUUCAUGAAAAUCACCGACGGGAUUUGUCAGUGAGGCUCUGAACUGGUCGGAUUUUUCUAUUCGAAAUUAUUGAUGUUUUUGUCCCUUUUUUUAAGUGGUUUUUGCUCCAUGGGAUUCAACGUGUAGGCUUGCCCAGAAGACAACUUCAGUUUCCCAAGUUUACAGGAAACCUCCAAAUCCAUGAAACCUGUCGUGUCCUCUCCUCUCGGUUUGCUUUAAAGCUCCCUCCUUUAUUGCCUUCCCAUAAGUUCUCUCUCCUCUGUCAGUUCUCUCCUUCCUCAAUCAGCUGAGCCUGAGACCUCUCCCCCCCAUGGAUUCGAUAAAUUCCUCAAUUAGUUGAGACCCAUCUUUCUUGCUGAGGGAGUUGGUUCCAGCUCGUCUUCCCCAUGAAAAUCCCCUUCUUGAUUUGACCCACCAAUCCUUUUUGUCCCAAAGACUUUUUUUUUUUUUUUACACCAUCUCCAUCCCGCUUGAUGUCCGGCGAUAACAGCUCUGUCCCGAUUUUCACUCACAUGGGUACGAGAAAAAUCUCGGCUUGAAUCGACGUACCUCUCUUUUCUUGCCCAAGAAUCGGUUUUUGUUCGUUCGGUCUUCUGCGGCAGACGAGACAGGGAGUGGUGAACGGGCAUGGAGUCUGGGGAAAGCGUGGAGACCCGGAAAAGAUGCGGCGGAGGCGGCGGCGGCGGCACUAGGGAGAGGCCAUACAAGGGGAUAAGGAUGAGGAAGUGGGGCAAGUGGGUGGCGGAGGUGAGAGAGCCCAACAAGAGGUCAAGGAUCUGGCUGGGGUCCUACUCCACCCCAGUUGCAGCGGCCCGGGCCUACGACACGGCUGUCUUCUACCUGCGCGGUCCGUCCGCGAGGCUGAACUUCCCGGAGUUCGUGGCAGCUGAGGGGGUAGCCAGCGGCGCGGACGGAGGAGUGGACGUGUCAGCAGCCUUCAUAAGGAGGAAGGCAGCGGAGGUCGGCGCCCGGGUGGACGCGGCCCUCAACAGGGGUCUGAACGGCAUGGUCGGCUGCGGCGACUACGAGAGCUGCUGUGAAGUGAAGAUGAGCAGCGGCGGCAGUAACAGCAGCUGUGGGAGGAGUGUUCUCGAGAAAGUUGAUCUGAACAAGCUGCCCAACCCUGAGGAUUACUCUGACAGUGAUGAACAAUGAUCCAUCACUACAUAUAAGUGGAAGAACAAAUGGAUUUGAUUGAUGAGAAAUUUGAUCUUAUUAGUGGGGGUUAGUGGGUGAUUAAGGGGAUUCAAAUCUUUAGUGGAUUUUCUUGAUGAAGUUCAAGAAAUUUUGGAAAGUUGUAAAGAAGAAGGGGGCAAGAUGAGAUGUAAAAUGUAAAUUAUUUUGGUUAGAAGAGAUCAUAAUGUUAGCAUCCUUUCCAUCUUAACCUUUUCUCUUUGGGUCUUUUGCUAUUUGUUUCUCCUCUUAGUUUUGGUUGGUUAGUUUCUGUCGGAAGAAAUUGCAGUUUGUUGAGUGGUUGAAGAAUCACAUGAUGAAGAAAGAGGCGCACUGCAAUGGCUAAUAUCUCACCUGGUAAUUUAGA